This is a messenger RNA of Dreissena polymorpha, 627 nucleotides long. Its product is annotated as calmodulin-A-like. The record is from RefSeq and is a predicted model, not a curated record. The transcript is spliced from 5 exons. Gene Ontology annotation, molecular function: enzyme regulator activity; calcium ion binding. The coding region runs from base 178 to 627 and encodes 149 amino acids. NCBI's taxonomy places the organism in Eukaryota, Metazoa, Mollusca, Bivalvia, Myida, Dreissenidae.
CUGAUUAAUUAUAAACAAUAGUUAAUAGAAAAUACUUUUUGCGGCGUUCUUUUCUAUGUGAUUCCGUUGAUUGGUGGAGCUUAGGUAUACUAUAGGUAGCAACAACCGGAUUACAUAGUUUUCAGAAUAUCUUCAUCUACAAAAGGUAUCAUUAUCAACAACCGACCUAUUUACAAUAUGGAUGAGGAGCAGGCGAUACGCAAGCUUGAAGACGUUGUUGAAAUUAUGACGGAUAUGGCACACAUCAGGCGAAGCUCACAUUCAGGGCCCUCGAGUGUAACGAAAAUGCUUCCGGAAAUAAGUCCGACACUUGUACAAGAGGUGAUUGAAGGGUUCAGCCUGUUUGACAAGCACAACCAGAACGGUCUUGAUAUUCACGAGCUUGCAACGGUGUUUCGAGCCCUUGGGCAGAAUCCCACGGAUGCCGAGCUGCACGAAAUCAUGCGAAACUACGAUGUGAACCGCGAUGGGGUCAUACAGAAGGAAGAUUUCGAGCAGAUGAUUCUGUCCUACAUGAAGCCAAUGGUGCAGGUACAGGAGGAAUUGAGGGACGCAUUCAGAAUAUUCGACAAGGACGGCAGCGGGUUCAUUGACAAGACAGGUAAUGCAAUAAAUAGCAGGUUUUAA